CACUACAGCCCCACGCUUCAAUUUGUUUGUGCGAAUUUGUGAAAUUGCACAUAAAAUGCCGGAAGAACCAGAGAAAACGGCGGACGACAAGCGCAGUCACUUGCCGUGGAUUGAGAAGUACCGCCCCGUGAAGUUCAAGGAGAUAGUGGGCAAUGAGGAUACCGUAGCAAGACUAUCCGUAUUCGCCACCCAGGGAAAUGCACCCAAUAUUAUUAUUGCUGGUCCUCCUGGCGUGGGCAAGACAACCACCAUCCAGUGUCUGGCCAGGAUUCUCCUGGGAGACAGCUACAAGGAGGCUGUCCUCGAGCUGAAUGCCUCCAAUGAACGAGGAAUCGAUGUGGUCCGCAACAAGAUCAAGAUGUUUGCUCAGCAGAAGGUGACACUGCCGCGGGGCAGGCACAAGAUUGUGAUUCUGGACGAGGCGGACAGCAUGACGGAGGGUGCCCAGCAGGCACUGCGCCGGACCAUGGAGAUCUACAGCAGCACCACUCGUUUUGCCCUGGCCUGCAACACCAGCGAGAAGAUCAUAGAGCCUAUCCAGUCCCGCUGCGCCAUGCUACGAUUCACCAAGCUGUCCGAUGCGCAAGUUCUGGCCAAGCUCAUCGAGGUGGCCAAGUGGGAGAAGCUUAACUACACGGAGGACGGACUUGAGGCCAUCGUAUUCACUGCCCAAGGUGAUAUGCGACAGGGACUGAACAACCUGCAGUCCACCGCUCAGGGAUUUGGCGACAUCACCGCUGAGAACGUCUUUAAGGUCUGCGACGAGCCGCACCCAAAGCUCCUAGAGGAGAUGAUCCACCAUUGCGCUGCUAACGACAUACACAAGGCCUACAAAAUCCUGGCCAAGCUGUGGAAGCUGGGAUACUCGCCGGAGGACAUCAUUGCGAACAUAUUCCGUGUCUGCAAGCGCAUCAACAUCGAUGAGCAUUUGAAGCUGGACUUUAUCCGUGAGAUCGGAAUCACCCACAUGAAGAUUAUCGAUGGUAUCAACUCGCUGCUGCAGCUCACCGCCCUUCUGGCCAAACUCUGCAUUGCCGCCGAGAAGCAUUAGAUUUAAUAUGAACUAUAGGUUAAAGAAAUCUCAGAGAUAAAUAAAAUUGGAGAUAAAUAAGUCCUUUUCAGUAUUG
Molecule: messenger RNA, 1127 nt
Organism: Drosophila melanogaster (fruit fly)
Lineage: Eukaryota; Metazoa; Arthropoda; Insecta; Diptera; Drosophilidae
Gene: RfC4
Product: replication factor C subunit 4
Exons: 2
Coding region: 56-1051 (331 amino acids)
Biological process (GO): DNA replication
Cellular component (GO): nucleus
Molecular function (GO): ATP hydrolysis activity; DNA binding; ATP binding
Source: RefSeq, marked reviewed